Tricharina praecox is the source of this 1645-nucleotide messenger RNA. Its product is annotated as 14-3-3 domain-containing protein. The transcript is spliced from 3 exons. The record is from RefSeq and is a predicted model, not a curated record. Lineage: Eukaryota; Fungi; Ascomycota; Pezizomycetes; Pezizales; Pyronemataceae. Gene Ontology annotation, biological process: signal transduction. Gene Ontology annotation, cellular component: cytoplasm. Bases 316 to 1509 code for a protein of 397 amino acids.
UUCUCCAUCUUUCUGUUGAUCCGACACGAGUGACUUGCUCCCCUGUACUCCGCUCGUACCUUCGCGUAUGGUUGUCUGCACCCCCAGCUAGGACUUUUUAAAGAAAAAAGGGCAGUGAGCUAGGUGCUUGCAUUGCUACUUUUCUCGAUCCUUGCGCCGCAUCCGCCAAUUCAUCCAUCCGUCCAUCCCUUCUUCAGCCCAACUGAGCAACGAACAACGAACGGAAACCUUCCCUCCACCUACCGACGUCAAAACUCAAUCCUCGCCGACAAACACUUCGCCUGCAUUCGCAACACCACAGAUCGUGAAGAAAACAUGGUAGGAUCCGACGUGGAUCACAAGUACCUUGGCAAGUUCGCGAAGUCGACGUAUCCUCUCAAUCCAGCGCUCUCGGCCGGCCUCUACAGGCUCCUCGGCCUGUCGACGCUGCUGUCGCGGAAACUGCUGCGCGCCCGCAAACAACGCAAGCUCGAUCCCACGCGCGCCACCAGGUCGUUCGAUCUCUACCGACACAUAAUAUGGAUGGCGCGGGAGGGCCUCACGAUGCUGCAGAACGACGUGCUGCCGGAGCUGGCACACUACAGGGGCGCGCGCUACUCAUUCCUGAACGAGCUUCAGGUUCUCGCGCUCAAGAUGAACGCCUCGUUCUUGCACAUCUUUGUGCUGUUCGAUCACACCUACCAGACGCAAACGGCGAUGACCCCCGAGCUCUCGCCAAAGGCGCCCGUCAAUCCGAGGAGCAUGAGCGGCUACAUCGUCCCCACCACCACCGCCGCGCUCUCGGCAUACGCGUACAUGGCGCCCACGAUCGACGCCUUCAAUCGCGCCGACAUCACCGCGAACCGGCUACUACCCAGCUCGCACCCGCUGCGGCUUAGCGUCAAGCUCGAGUUCUCGGCGUUCACGUACGAUUGCACGCGCGACUACGAGACCAGUCGGAUGAUCGCCAAGAAAGCGGUCGAAGAAGCGUUUUCGAGCAUGGAUCCUAUGGACGACGAGAGUUUUGAGGACGCGAUGGAAAUGGUCGGCGCCUUGGGUGCGAUGGCGAAACGGGGGUUACCGGCAACGCCGAGUCCCCAGCCACCGUCGCAACUACCACCACCUCCACCACAGCAACAACCACAGUCGCAGCCGCAGAGACAGAAAUCGGUCAACCACCAUCACAGCCAUUCCGCGUCUUCGUCGACACCGCAGCGAACAAAGACCGUCAAUCACGGCCACUCGUCUUCAUCCUCCUCCAACCAGGUACCGCAACGGACGAAGACGGUCAGCCGCGGACAGACGAACGGGAAUGCGAAUGGAAUCGCGAAUGGGAAUGGGGUCCCGAAUGGGAGCGCGAAUGGGAAUGGAUCGGCAAAUGGGAGCGCAAAGUUGAAUGGCUAUGCGAAUGGGUAUGCCAAUGGACACGCGAACGGACAUGCGAACGGACACGCGAAUGGGCAACCGAAUGGGCAAACGAAUGGCCACGCAUACGUCAAUGGGUAUGCCCCGAAUGGGCGCGCUAGAUAGGAUCACCCACGAUUACGACAAUGACGUAGGAGCACGCGACCACGAACUGGAGGGUUUGUAAGAGGGGGCAGUGGGGGGAGAGAGAGAGCACAACAUUGAGGAGAGGUUAUGCAUCCGUGUCGACGAUUUACCGCCC